AUGUCACCAUGUCUGCUCCUUUCGAGUCGCACUGACACUUUCUUCGCCUUUUGCUCCAACUUGUCCACGCCAUCCCCGAUACCUCCGAUAUCCUGUCGCGUCUCGUCAUCCAGUGCGCAAAGCGUCGCCAGACUUGAGCUCUUGAUCACCUGCACACGCGACAUGUACGUCGCUGCGACAGUCAGAAUGAGAAACAGGGUUGUCAACACCAGUUGCGUAUUAUGGGCAGAUAACGUUACUCACAGGUUUGUCAUCGAGCGCGCCGCAUUGGUCAUCACAGUCUGGAUAUCGGCGAGUCGCUUUUCGGGAGGAGGUAACUCGGUCGUCAAGAAGUCUCCCAGCAGAGAAAAGGCAAAUGCCUUAGCUGACCCUCCACCGUUCGAAGCAACCACCCCUCGAGUUCUAUCCAUCAGCAACGAGUCCAGCAUUGUCGACGCUAGUAACAUGGACGCCGUUAAUGAAGUCCAAACAUUUAUCGUAAAGUCGACAGAAUCCUCCGCAUUCGGUGGCCUUUCCAAGGUGAAUUCGGCCCCCCCAUAA
Molecule: messenger RNA, 540 nt
Organism: Podospora bellae-mahoneyi
Lineage: Eukaryota; Fungi; Ascomycota; Sordariomycetes; Sordariales; Podosporaceae
Exons: 2
Coding region: 1-540 (179 amino acids)
Source: RefSeq, a predicted model, not a curated record